AUGGGCGACGCCAGGUGCGCGGGUGCCGUCCUGCCCAGCAUGCAGACCUCCGGGACCAAACCCUGCCCCUGCCCCAGCUUCAAGCUGCGGGAAGUGGCAUCCAUGUAUUUCACCAUGAUUGCGGUGUUCCUGGUCAUCUUGGUGGUGGCCCUGCAGGGCUCGGUGCCACGCGGGAGUGAUUUUCCGUACAAGGUGCCCCUCGAUCCCCAGGGGCUGCUCGAGCUCUCCUGGAACGUCAGCUAUCCCGAGCAAGCCGUGCAUUUCCAGCUCCUCAUCAGGGACCUGCAGUUCGGGCUCCUCUUCGGGAUGUCGGACAGGGGUGAGUUCGAGAAUGCAGACCUGGCUGUGCUCUGGAGCGACGGGCACAAUUCCUAUUUCGGGGAUGCCUGGAGCGAUGCCGAGGGGCAGCUCCACAUGGACUCACAGCAGGACUACCACCUCCUCGGGGCUCGCAGGGCUCCUGAGGGGCUCUACCUACUCUUCAGAAGAGCCUUCAGCACCUGUGACCCAAAGGACUACCUUAUAGAGGAUGGCACCGUGCACCUUAUCUAUGGGAUCCUGGAAAACCCGGUCCGUUCCCUCCAAGCCAUCAACAUCUCUGGCAUCCACAGGGGACUACAGAGGGUGCAGCUGCUAAAGCCCAACAUCACCGUCCCCGAACUGCCCAGCGACAUGAAGACCAUGGAGAUAACGGCCCCCAACGUUGUCAUUCCGAGCCAGGAGACAACCUACUGGUGUUACAUGGCAGAGCUCCCAGACGGCUUCCCCAAACAUCACAUUAUCAUGUACGAGCCAGUGAUCACGGCAGGCAAUGAGGCCCUGGUCCACCACAUGGAAGUCUUCCAGUGUGCUGCUGAGUUCGACAGCUUCCCCCAUUACAACGGGCCCUGUGACUCCAAGAUGAAGCCAGACCGGCUCAACUACUGCAGGCAUGUGCUUGCAGCGUGGGCCAUGGGAGCGCAGGCUUUCUACUACCCUGAAGAAGCAGGUCUUGCUUUCGGUGGCCUGGGCUCCUCCAGAUACUUGCGCCUCGAGAUUCAUUACCACAAUCCCUUGGUGUUCAAAGGUCGUCGUGACUCCUCGGGGAUCCGCCUCUACUACACGGCCACCCUGCGACGCUACGAUGCCGGGAUCAUGGAGCUGGGCUUGGUCUACACGCCGGUGAUGGCCAUUCCCCCGGGUGAGGACGCCUUCGUCCUCACGGGCUAUUGCACUGACAAGUGCACCCAGCUGAGAGAGCGGCAGGUCGUGAACGCGGAUGGUCACUACAGCCCCCACUUCCAGGAGAUCCGUAUGCUGAAGGAGAUGGUGGCAGUUUUUCCAGGCGACGAACUCAUCACAACCUGCACAUACAACACGGAGGACCGGAGCCAAGCCACCGUGGGCGGGUUCGGCAUCUUGGAGGAGAUGUGCGUGAACUACGUGCACUACUACCCCCAGACGCAGCUGGAGCUGUGCAAAAGCGCUGUGGAUCCGGGCUACCUGCACCGAUACUUCAACCUGGUGAACAGGUUUAACGAUGAGGAGGUCUGCACGUGCCCGCAGGUUUCUGUCCCGCAACAGUUUUCCUCCGUCCCCUGGAACACGUUCAACAGGGACGUGCUGAGAUCCCUCUACGGCUUCGCUCCGAUCUCGGUGCACUGCAACAAAUCCUCAGCCGUCCGGUUCCCGGGCAAGUGGGAGAAGCAGGCGCUUCCCACCUUAUUUUUUCCCGUCCCUCGCUGCCCGCCCGCCCCAGCACCUCGGCCUGCCGCCCCCGUCCCCAUCAACCUGGGCGAGCUCAGAAGGGAAUGA
Molecule: messenger RNA, 1794 nt
Organism: Tauraco erythrolophus (red-crested turaco)
Lineage: Eukaryota; Metazoa; Chordata; Aves; Musophagiformes; Musophagidae
Source: RefSeq, a predicted model, not a curated record